AAUUUGUGAAUUUAUUAACAAUUGUUGCCGUCAAUAAUUCCUCAACCAUAUUAAAAAUUAUAUCUGCAGGGGUUGAUUCAUAAAAUAUAUUAAUUUUUGUGCACAUGGAUAUGAUUGUAUAUGAUUAUGCUCAAUAAAUUCUCACCAGCAUACUUCAUGAAGGUCCAAACUAAUGUUUAAAACAAUCUCAUUUCCUUUUCUUAAUCUCUAAAAUCUCUUAUUCAAAUCUCUCUCUCUCUUCUUAAAGAGUAGUUUUCAUGGAGAUCCAAAAUCAAGAUAACCAGAAACACAACACAGAUCAAGUGGUUCUUUUCAUGGACCAACCAAGCCCCAAACUCAAACAGUCACCACCACCACCACCAGGAGACUCCAAUGAUCCCAUUCCUCAUGCUCCUACAGGACCCAAAACUCUUCGCCAUCUCAACUUCUCCAAACCCAGAUCCCGUUUUGCUGAAAUCAAAUACCCUCACCCUACAAAAACUAUCCCUGAAGCCGAAGAGCUCCAACCCUUAAACCAUCAAGAAACUACCACAGACGAAGAAGACGAUUAUCAAGAGUGGUUCGAAGAAGAAGAAGAAGAAGACGGAAAAUGGGCAACGUAUCGAAGGAAAAGAAAAAAGAAGAUCAACAAGAGAGCUUUGAUCGAGUUCAUCUUGUUUCUCAUCAUCAUGGCAUGCUUAAUAUGUUCUUUAACCCUCGAAUCCUUCAAGAACAAGGUGAAAUGGGGGAUAGAGAUAUGGAAAUGGUGCCUUAUUGUCUUGGUACUUUUCUGUGGCCGGCUCGUCUCAGCUUGGGUUGUUGGGUUUCUUGUUUUUCUCAUAGAACGCAACUUCAUGCUCAGGGAGAAGGUAUUGUACUUCGUAUAUGGGUUGCGCAAAAGCUUUAAGAACUGUGCCUGGUUAGGAUUAGCCUUACUAGCUUGGAUGGUCAUGUUCCAUGAUGUCCAUAAACACAACAAGGUCUUAAAGAAAGUUUUCCGAUUUCUCAUAGCUGUGCUUAUCGGAGCAACUAUUUGGCUGCUAAAGAUUGUUCUGGUUAAGGUUCUUGCUACAUCUUUUCAUGUAUCUACCUUCUUUGAUCGAAUGAAAGAAAGCGUUUUCCACCACUACAUUCUUGAUACCCUCUCAGGUCCUCCAUUAGAUGAGGAUGAGAGAGAAGCUCCUCAACGACAGAGUCUCCGGCAAACCAAGUCAUUACCGACGAAACUGAAGGAGAGUCCGCCUGCAGUUUUGACGCCGUCGAGGUCGAAGAGGUCGUAUGGACCGGGGAGGAUAGAUAUGGAAAGAUUAAAGAAGCUGAGCAUGCAAAGUAGAGCAACUGCAUGGAGUGUGAAAAGGCUAGUGAAUUAUGUUAUGUCGUCGGGGUUGUCGACGAUUUCGAGGACGGUGGAUGAAUUUGGGAAUGGAGAGUCGGAGAUCAGUAGCGAGUGGGAGGCUAGGAGUUGUGCUCAAACGAUCUUUAAGCAUGUAGCUAAGCCUAGUGCCAAGUACAUAGAAGAGGAAGAUUUAUUAAGAUUUUUAAAGAGCGAGGAGGUUCAUACCAUUUUUCCUCUGUUUGAAGGAGCUGUCGAGACUGGAAAAAUUACAAAAUCUUCUUUUAGAAAUUGGGUGGUACAUGCUUAUGUUGAGAGGAAAGCAUUAGCCCAUUCCUUGAAUGAUACUAAGACUGCUGUGCAGCAGCUUCACAAGCUAGCAAGUGCAAUAGUGACAGUAAUUAUAAUUGUGAUCACUUUUCUGGUAAUGGGAUUAGCCACAACCAAGAUUGUCUUAGUAGUUACUUCCCAGCUUCUUCUUGUGGGUUUCGUCUUCCAAAACACUUGCAAAACCAUCUUCGAAUCCAUCAUUUUCGUCUUCGUUAUGCAUCCUUUCGACGUUGGUGAUCGUUGUGUUAUUGAUGGUGUACAGAUGAUUGUGGAAGAGAUGAACAUUUUAUCAACUGUGUUUUUACGGUAUGAUAUGGAGAAAAUAUAUUAUCCAAAUUCAGUUCUGCUCAUGAAGCCAAUUAGCAAUUUCAGAAGAAGUCCAGACAUGGGAGAUGCUAUUGAUUUCACUAUUGAUGUCUCCACUUCUGUUGAUGACUUUAAUGCCCUCAAGAAGGCUAUAAAAACAUACAUAGAGAGCAAGCCAAAGCAUUGGAACCCAAAGCAUACAUUGCUAGUGAAGGAGAUAGAGGAUGUGAACAAGAUGAAGCUGACACUAUGUGUUCAACACACCAUAAACCAUCAAAACUUUGGAGAAAAGAGCAUUAGAAGAUCAGAGCUUGUCUUUGAACUAAAGAAGAUAUUUGAGAAUCUUGGCAUAAGGUAUCAUCUCCUUCCACAGGAGAUCCAUCUCACACAACUUAAUAUGACCAAUCUCAGAAGUACUGUUGCUCUCUAAAUCUCUCAAUUUACGCAUUAGUGGGUGCACAUAUGCAUGGAAAGCAUAGUGAUCAAUGUUUGCAUAUAUGUAUUUGGUUUUUUUGAUUGUGGUGUAAUUUAGAUUAGUUGAGGGAUUAAUUGAAGAUUAAGACGAGAAGGAAGUGAUUUUCUUGGUGUAACUAUGCUGGCUGGUGCCAUUAGUUUGAAAUGAAAGGUGAUUAAAGAUCAGAAUCUGCAUAUUACAUCUAUGAAAGAGAGGUUCAUCUGA
Hevea brasiliensis (rubber tree) is the source of this 2627-nucleotide messenger RNA. Its product is annotated as mechanosensitive ion channel protein 10-like. Gene Ontology annotation, molecular function: mechanosensitive monoatomic ion channel activity. The coding region runs from base 258 to 2378 and encodes 706 amino acids. The transcript has 5 exons. Gene Ontology annotation, biological process: detection of mechanical stimulus; monoatomic anion transport; transmembrane transport. NCBI's taxonomy places the organism in Eukaryota, Viridiplantae, Streptophyta, Magnoliopsida, Malpighiales, Euphorbiaceae. Gene Ontology annotation, cellular component: plasma membrane. The record is from RefSeq and is a predicted model, not a curated record.